AUGAAGGCACACAAACGCACACGGAGACUGUUUGCUGCUUACUUACGGCGGUUAGAGGCUGACAGCAAACGGUUGCAAUGCCUGUUGAAGGAUGAACAUUCCAAAGAGCAGAGAGUCGAAUCAGCCCUCGAUCAUGAAUCAGAUACUCUCUCGCAGGAGGAACAUGGCAUUGUGAACCCGCUUUUCGAGACACAAACUGAGCGAACCCGCGACAAACAAACAGAGCCGGGUUUCACAGGAGAGGCAUCGUGUAUAGCAUUUGGUGACCGACUGCUUCAGUGCAUCAAGAAAGAUCCAACUCCUUCAAGUGCUACACUGUCUCACUAUCAUCCGACGACAACCGCGAACCAAAUAUUGGAUGAUAACGAAUACACGCUUCCAGACCGAGCCCAAGCCAAGCUGCUGAUCAACGUUGCAUGGCGCUUCAUCGGUAACGACCAUCAUCUGUUCCUCAAGGUCUCGUUCAUGCGAGAGGUUGAAGCUGUUUAUCAGAAGGCAUUAAAGCCAACUGCUCUUUGGUUGUGCAAACUAUUGGCUCUUCUUGCCUUGGGUGAGCUAUAUACAAACCGCAGGAAAUUCAAUGACACCCAGAGAAUCCCGGGAACAAACUACUAUCUCCAGGCCCUGAAUAUGCUCCACGAUACAUAUGAAGAAGCAGGCUUGCUACAUGUCGAGGUCCUUAUUUUAGUCGUACGUGCUUCCCAAUCGCUGAACGAGAGACGUAUUGAUCAACAGCAGGCAUGGUACUCAAACAGCUUAGGGCGCAUCCGGUCUGCGUAUUCCUACAGUGGCAUUGCUAUGAGGCUGGCUUUGAGUCUUGGGCUACACAGGUCAAGGUCUGCUCCAACAAUAGCCAGUGCAGUCGAAAUUGAGAGCCGAAGACGCACGUGGUGGAUGCUUUACUACUUCGAACGGAUGUCAGCCUCCAAGCUCGGGCUACCCAUCACAGUGCGGGAUGAAGACAUAGACGUGGAGCUGCCUUCCAUGGACGGCCUCACAGACGAGGAACAGCAAGAAUUCGCAGACCCCGCUCAUAUGUGUGCCAAUGUUAAGCUAGCUCGUAUCACGGGUAAUAUCUUGACGGAAAUAUACUGCCUCCCGCGACGAGCCAACGGAAUGUUCGUGCAAAGGGUCCACAGUAUUUUAAAGCAACUUCGAGCAUGGAACGAUGCGCUCCCCCCAGAGCUCUGCGUUCGGGAAUGCCGGACACCACGACCCGUUGCCAGCCUCCACAUGGCCUAUAACGAGUGCAUCAUGCAGACGACACGUCCGAUCCUUCUGCAUCUGUUCCGAAGACGAUGCCAGGGUGAUAUCAAGGAUUGCUCUCCAGAAUCACCCGCUCUUUCACCCAUUACAGCUCUCUUGGCAGAUAGUUGUGUAAAUGCCGCGAUAACAUCCUGCCGAAUCAUGGAAGGCCUGUUCAUCGAAGGAUCUAUUGCCACAUUUGGCUACUGGGAGGCACAGCACAUUUUCUCCUCUGCCUUGAUCCUUAUUAUCUCCGCUCUUCUAAAUCCAAGUGUGGCUACGUCUGAUCUCCUCCAAACAUCAAUCAAUAUACUCCGGACCAUACGGGACCAUGGAAAUAUCCCCGCAGUGGACUACAGCAAGCGGCUCACGUUAAUACAGGCUAGCGUCUUUACUGGAACCGAAGAAGGGCACGCGAACUCUAGCUUAGGCAGAAGCCAGCAUACAGAUCAAGUUCAGCAAGUGAGUCGGACAAGCAGCCUUGGGCGACCUUCCAACAGUGAGAAAUUAUCAGUAUCAAACUCGGUAGACCAUACUUUAGUAGCAGAUAUUGAUAUCAACUGUCCAGACACUCUUGCCCAUCCAUUGAUGGAUACAUUUCUAGAUGAGAACCUAUCUGCUUGGUCCAGUAGUAUGUUUACGAGUGACAAUGCGUGGAGGAACCUGGCUACGGAGAUGGAGGAGCACUUUCUAUUCUAA
Molecule: messenger RNA, 1944 nt
Organism: Aspergillus bombycis
Lineage: Eukaryota; Fungi; Ascomycota; Eurotiomycetes; Eurotiales; Aspergillaceae
Product: fungal specific transcription factor domain-containing protein
Exons: 3
Coding region: 1-1944 (647 amino acids)
Biological process (GO): positive regulation of transcription by RNA polymerase II; DNA-templated transcription
Cellular component (GO): nucleus
Molecular function (GO): sequence-specific DNA binding; zinc ion binding
Source: RefSeq, a predicted model, not a curated record